This is a messenger RNA of Penaeus chinensis, 1832 nucleotides long. It is a transcript of the gene ATPsynbeta, whose product is annotated as ATP synthase subunit beta, mitochondrial. Bases 43 to 1620 code for a protein of 525 amino acids. The transcript has 7 exons. Lineage: Eukaryota; Metazoa; Arthropoda; Malacostraca; Decapoda; Penaeidae. Gene Ontology annotation, biological process: proton transmembrane transport; proton motive force-driven mitochondrial ATP synthesis. The record is from RefSeq and is a predicted model, not a curated record. Gene Ontology annotation, molecular function: ATP binding; proton-transporting ATP synthase activity, rotational mechanism; ATP hydrolysis activity.
GCGCUCGUCUCCCUCCCUUCUCAGUCUCCUCCGCCAGGCAUCAUGUUGGGAGCUGCACAGCGCGCUUGCUCCACCAUCCUAAAGGCCGCGAAGCCUGCUGUUGUCUCCAAGGGCCUUCAGAAUGUAGGCUCCAAGACUGUCCCAGCGCUUUACACCUGCCAGCGCAACUAUGCUGCCAAGGCUGAGGCUGCCACCCAGACUGGUGUGCCCAAUGGUAGUGUAGUGGCUGUCAUUGGUGCUGUGGUGGAUGUCCAGUUCGAUGGAGAGCUCCCCCCAAUUCUCAAUGCCCUUGAGGUUGCUAACCGCUCCCCAAGGCUGGUGCUUGAGGUUGCUCAGCAUCUCGGGGAGAACACUGUCCGCACCAUUGCUAUGGAUGGUACCGAGGGUCUCAUCCGUGGUAAUGCUGUGGUUGAUACUGGAAGCCCCAUCUCCAUCCCUGUUGGCCCUGGCACUCUUGGCCGAAUUAUCAAUGUGAUUGGCGAGCCCAUCGAUGAACGUGGCCCCAUUCCCACUGAACACUUCUCUGCUAUCCACGCUGAGGCUCCUGACUUUGUUGAGAUGUCUGUCGAGCAGGAGAUUCUAGUAACUGGUAUCAAGGUGGUCGACCUCUUGGCCCCAUACUCCAAGGGAGGAAAGAUUGGUCUGUUCGGUGGUGCUGGUGUAGGAAAGACUGUACUUAUCAUGGAACUGAUUAACAAUGUUGCCAAGGCUCACGGUGGUUAUUCUGUAUUUGCUGGUGUGGGAGAGCGUACCCGUGAGGGCAAUGAUCUGUACCACGAGAUGAUUGAGUCUGGUGUCAUCUCUCUGAAGGAUGACACCUCCAAGGUAUCUCUCGUGUACGGUCAGAUGAACGAGCCCCCAGGUGCCCGUGCCCGUGUCGCCCUGACUGGUCUGACUGUGGCCGAGUACUUCCGUGACCAGGAAGGUCAGGAUGUGCUGCUCUUCAUUGACAACAUUUUCCGCUUCACACAAGCUGGUUCUGAGGUGUCUGCCCUGCUGGGUCGUAUCCCAUCUGCUGUAGGUUACCAGCCUACUCUGGCCACUGACAUGGGUAGCAUGCAGGAAAGAAUUACCACCACCAAGAAGGGGUCAAUUACCUCUGUACAGGCUAUCUAUGUACCUGCUGAUGACUUGACUGAUCCUGCCCCAGCCACCACCUUCGCUCACUUGGACGCUACUACUGUGUUGUCUCGUGGCAUUGCCGAGUUGGGUAUUUACCCUGCUGUGGAUCCUCUUGAUUCCAUCUCCCGUAUCAUGGACGCUAACAUCAUUGGACACGAACACUACAACGUUGCCCGUAGUGUGCAGAAGAUUCUCCAGGAUCACAAGUCGCUCCAGGAUAUUAUCGCUAUCUUGGGUAUGGAUGAAUUGUCUGAGGAAGACAAGCUUACCGUCGCCCGUGCACGUAAGAUCCAGAAGUUCCUGUCUCAGCCUUUCCAGGUGGCUGAGGUGUUCACUGGCUACGCUGGAAAGUUUGUUUCCCUGCCCGAUACCAUCGUGAGCUUCAAGGAAAUUCUGGCUGGCAAGUACGAUGACCUCCCUGAAGCUGCCUUCUACAUGCAAGGAAGUAUUGAGGAUGUCGUGGAAAAGGCAGAACAGUUGGCUGCCCAGGCCAGUUAAGAAGGAAAUAUAAUUGUGGGGUAUUUUAACAUGUGUACAGGGCUCUGGAAAGAAAUAUCCAUGUUCUCUUUGUUGCAAUGUAAGGGCCAAGAGGUCGUAUUCUUAGACUAUGGCAAAACAAUAUUUAAGGGGUACUCCGAGAAUCUGGAGUAACUUCUGUUGUACAGAAUUCCAGUGAUAAUGUAAAUUUAUAUAAAUAAUACAGAAAACAA